AUGUUGACCCAACAGUCGCUGCCGCCAGUAAAGCGCAAGCGAUCCGACUCUAAUAUUUCUGAAGCUCCCACGGCUAAAGCUCGUUGCGACGAAGAUUCCAUCUCUCCAUCUCUACCGGCGCAGGUCGCUGAAGAGACCCAAGAUGCCAAACUUAACCACCCCACGCAAUCGUCUGUCAACAUUCCAUGCCCUGCGGCCCCGGUCGCCGAACGGACUUUGAAUACCAAUAUGCUCCGCGAAACUCUCACAGGCCAGAUCGGCCUAGAGGUUUUGUUGAAGCAUCAGGAAAUGCGCCAGAUCGACCAAGAAAUCGCCAAGUGCCAAAUCGCGCUCGAGCAACUGCGCCGAUGCGCUGAGAUUCCUUUCCCAGGAUCCACUGUCACCGGUCCCUCGUUGGAUGUCAGUAAUGGCGUUGGUCCAUCGCUUCCCAAACAUACCGAAAUACAGUCGCCCGCGCCUUGGGGUGUCACCGAAGGUCCGUACACACGCCAUUAUGCGCGGUGGUUACUUUCCGAUCCGCGCUUCGACGACGCACGAGUGCUGUAUGAGACAGGUCCUUCUGUCGCUGACCCUUCUACUGCCCCAGCCAUGGCUGGUCGUACAACUCGCAACUCCCGGAGCACCCGCGCCCUGGGCAAUCCCCCAACUGAAACCCCGUCCACUCAUCCUACAACUGGGCCGAAGCUAGAUCUUCCUUACGUCCUCAUUCAUCGCGACUCGGACAAUACCAUUGUCAAGCUUGUUUGCCCCGAAUGCAAGGUUUUCAACUUUGCGAGCGCCCAAGGUUUCAUAAACCACACUCGUCUCUCACACAACCGUCGUAUCAACUCUCAUCAACACGCUGCCGACGAAUGUGGCCAGCCUCCCACCAGUGAAGAGAUCAACAAGGAUUAUGAGAUGAAGUCGACUCACACCAAGGCUAUGGCCCAAUUCAAGGCCACCAAGGGCCAGUACAAGGCCUCGAUGCUUCCUGGUGCCGAAUCUCUGUACAAGAACCCCCAACGCCCGCAGCGCAAGUCCCACAAGAAGGUUCAACCCGCACCUCUUGCUGAACCUGAGACCAAGUUCCCGUCGGGAUCGGUACAUCCGCUAGUUUUCGCGCCUGACCUCAAGCGUCCCAACUGCUUCGAGACCCCGGCGGAGCAGUUGCCCUCGACGGGCCUGAAGCCAAGCCUAAAACGCCGUCGUCCUGAAACCACUACGGUGAAUGCCUCAUUCACACCAUCGAUGGUAACACCCCACCUCUCCGCUCUGAUUGAGAGUAAAGGUGUCGGCUUGGACAUGGCAGAGUUGAUCAAGGAUGCCAAGUGCAAAAUCGGAACCGAAAAGAUCACCAAGUUCGUUAUUUCAGACGAAGCUGAAGUGAAGACAUCAAAAGUGAAGUCUACAAAGAUCGUGAAGACCUCUCGCGCCGCAAGAACUUCAUCCGUCAUGGAAACAUGUGGCAAGAAAGUCCCGAUUACCCGGGAAACUUGUGAUGAGGAUGAGCCACUUCGCGUGACCACUGGUGGAAAGAAGAUGGUGAUUGACCGCAAAACCGGCCAUCAAACUCUUCAAACCACCGAACCAACUGGUGGUAAGACCUGUUACCUCAACAAAGAAACUGGCCGUAAGACGGUGUCCGUGAAGGAAGCAGCUGGCGCACAGCCAUCAUCCAGCAGCUCGGGCUCGAGCUCGGAAGUUUCCAACUCCUGGGAACCGUCCGACGAUGACCAGGCUCCUAGCCUAGUCAGCGAUGACGAAGAUGACUGUGCGCUGGCCUACGACGCUGCCACCCCUUCCCCUGAGGAGAUGGAUGCCGAGGAAUUCCGCAUCCAGGUGGGCGAAGAGAUCUAG
Molecule: messenger RNA, 1836 nt
Organism: Penicillium taxi
Lineage: Eukaryota; Fungi; Ascomycota; Eurotiomycetes; Eurotiales; Aspergillaceae
Exons: 1
Coding region: 1-1836 (611 amino acids)
Source: RefSeq, a predicted model, not a curated record